CGAACACUUCGGGAUCUGAGCCCCGCGAUGGCGUCCAGACGCGCUCCGCCUCACUGAUGCUAGACAUUCGCCAUCAAGAACUCGAUGGUCGCCUCGCAGAGGUUGCCGCUGGACAGGUGAUUGCAGGCGCCCGAAGCUGCUGCCGCGAUGCGGUUGCCACACAUCAGAAUGUCAUUCCCUACGCACAGACGCUGGAUGUCAGCAGCAUGCACAGCGUGCACAGCACUCGGACUCGUAUAUUACCGCCCUCACUGCCUUUAUCGUUCUCUCUUGCCCACCUAUGAUAACAUGUCCGGAGACGAGAGCAGCAAGAGGCGAAAGCAAUCGACACCUCCUCGUGGCAGCUCUCCUUCCCAGUCCGUCACCCAGUCCCCUCGCGCAAUUCCCCAGGAUCACCUGAUCGACGACGAGUACUGGACCGACGGCGACUUUGAGAUCGUGACCAGCAACGGCAUCCGCUUCCGCGUGCCGAGCUACCACCUCUUCGCGGCGAGCUGGAUUUUCCGGAACGCGCGCAAGCUGGCCCCACCCAACGACGCGCGAAUCCGACUCACAGACCCUGUAUGCGAAACGGGAUAUGUCUUCCGCCUAUUCAUGCAGCUCGCCGAACACGGGCAGCUCGACGGCGUUGGCCAACAGGGUAUCUUCAAAGUCCACAUCAAGCUGCACCACCUCUUUCUCUUCCUGAAGAAGUGGGACUGCCCAGGCUUGCUCGCGGUGCUGCACCACUCCAUCUCACGGCUAGUGGAGGAGGACCGCGGUCUGGACCGCUCGCGCAUGUUCAUCGUGGCGGCGCUGAACGGCGACACGCGACUGUGCAGCCGCAUCCUCGAAGUGUCUGCCAAGGAUGUGUGGGGCGCAAACCGCGACGGGACGCCAGACGCGAUGAUUGAUGCGCCGACGGGCACACACAUUUGGGACCCGUAUCACUGGCCUGUGUGGUUCCAGCUCCACUGUCCGCCACUAUACGCUUGGGCUGUCGCGCGUGCUUGGGGCUUGGUGAUGGCAUCGUCCCCGCCGGAGCACGAGAGGAAUCCCAAGGCGUUUGGGGGUCGGUUCGUCGCGUUUCUGGAAGAGGUACAAGACAGGCAAGAGAUAUGGUGAUUGAGGGAAGGGUCAUGCGAAGG
Molecule: messenger RNA, 1127 nt
Organism: Cutaneotrichosporon oleaginosum
Lineage: Eukaryota; Fungi; Basidiomycota; Tremellomycetes; Trichosporonales; Trichosporonaceae
Source: RefSeq, a predicted model, not a curated record